UGUUUUUUUAACGUUAAGACCGAACCAAAUUUUCGAAUAUAAAGAACCGUUUUAUCGUUCAUGAAAUCAGUUCCCAGUAUUAAACGUAAAACGAACAUUUCGAGUUGUUGUGUAAAAAUGUUGAAGUUGAUUUUUGUAACGUGUUUGAUUGCAUAUGUGGCUUCAAUUCCGGUAGACGAGAAAAAAACGCCACCAAAGUCUGAAGAGCGUGUUUUGAUUAAGCGCGAAGAUCACAUUGCAGCCGGAAAAGCAUAUGCUGAUAAAGUUGAAAAUCAAAAGAAAAAUGAUGAAGCGCAAUCACAAAACAAUUCGAAAACUGUACAAAAUCCAAAGCAUUUGAAGAAACGUGAAACCGAAUCAACACCCCCGAAGAAAAGUGAGCGACAAAGUCGAGAUGUGUCAAAAGAAAAACCACAAUCAGAUCGUAAGACUCGAGAUACAUCGAAUCAAAAGGACGCAUCAAAUCAAGAUCAACAUCGUUCAUAUCAUGAAACGUCGAACAUAGAAGAUAAAAAUAAACCAAAACAUGAUAUCCCACCAUUUGGUGAAAAUCCAGCAAAGCCAAUUCAAAAACGGGAGACGGACAAAGAUGAACCUAAAAAGCAUAUUGACAACGUUGCCGAUGACGAGGAUGAUCAAAGUGAAAAAAAUAAACGUCCAACUCGUGAAACUUCCGAUGAAGUGAAAGACAAGAAACCAGAACAAAAAACUAAACGUGAAACAAACGAACCAAAACCGAAAUCGAAUGAUGCCAAAAACCAACCGAAAACCGGUUCAUUUGGCUCACAUUAAAUCAUGUUAUUUGACCAUGGACAAUUCUACCUUUUUUUUAAAAAACAAUUCUUAUCAACUCGUUUAAUCACUUAAAAUUAAUUUUAGAUUCAAUUGUUAUCUGGAUCCAAUUAUCUGCAAUAAAAACAAAAAUCGAUUAUAUUUGAAAUGCAUGUGUGUUUUGGUGUACCGUCUUGAGCAUUCAGUUAAACAAAGCAGCUUUGAAAUUGAUACACACAGUGCACAUGUCAUAAUGGGCCAUUGCGCACGUGUAUGUGUUUGUUGUAAUGUCAUUCAUUGUAUUCCAGCUGUCAAUGUGACUGUCAUGCGAUACAAAUGUAAAUCGAAAGAUUCCUAUAAAUUUGCAUUUUGUUUUUGUAAAUCACGGUUUUAAAAUUCAAGCAAAUAAAUUACAAAUUAAAUCGGUGAAAAUCCCGUUACAGAUUGCACCAUUGAUUGCCAUUUUUUUGAACAAAUUUGUGCUUUUGCAAAGGCUUUAAAUUUUACUUCAAAAUCAGUCGAGCGGAAUAAAUUGUGCGUGAAAAUAAUCAACUAGAAAUGUGUUCCGAUCAAAAUCGACAGCCAGGAUCAAUUUCAAUAAAUCGGGAAAAUGGUGAAAAUGAUCCAAUUUAUGUUGCGGUCACAAUCGAUAUAGAUGACAUUUCAGAUGGUGCAUUGAAAGUGUUAAAACGUAUUAAACCAUUUUGGUCAAUAAGUAAUGUUCAAUUCAAGGUUUUUACAGACGGUACGACAAACAAACUAAUCGGAUGCUGCAUUCCAAAGCACAAUAACAACGUUGACAGUUCAUUGAGUGACGAUGGUGAUGACAAUUUGAAUCAAUAUGAAGUGAUUUUAAUUCGAAUUUACGGUAAAAAUACGGAAGUAUUAAUUGAUCGUCAAAAAGAGAUAGAAAAUUUCAAGUCAUUAUACAGAUAUGGAUUUGCGUCACGUUUAUUGGCAACAUUCAACAAUGGUCUGGCCUACGAAUAUACCGAUGGUAAACCGUUAACCAAAACUGAUGUAUACGAUGAGCAAAUUUGGCGAAAAAUUGCCCGACGAAUGGCUGAAAUGCAUCGUGAUGUUGAGAGUAAUAAAAUCGAUGCGCAACCAAUGCUUUGGACCAAAAUCAAUAAGAUGUUCAACCUUAUUCCAAUCAAAUAUUCCAAUCCAAUCAAACAACAAAGGCGAGAAGAGUUGCUACCGCCCAUUGAUGAACUUCGAACGGAAUUUGAUCGCCUUUUUGCCGUUGUAAGCAAAAUAAAUAGUCCAAUCGUAUAUGCACAUAAUGAUCUACUGCUGGGCAAUAUUUUAUACGAUGCAUCGGAGUGUUUGGUACAAUUCAUUGAUUAUGAAUAUGCUGCCUACAAUUUUCAAGCAUAUGAUAUUGGAAAUCAUUUCACUGAAUUUGCCGGUAUGACCGAUAUUGACUACACACUAUACCCAUCCAAAGAGUACCAAUUGGAAUGGCUACGCGAGUACCUGACACAUUACCAUAAAAAUGACUCAAUUGUUAUUACGGACGAAUAUGUGCAUCGAUUAUACGCUGAUGUCAAUAAAUUUGCUUUGGUUGCACAUUUCUUCUGGUCACUAUGGGGUCACAUUCAAGCUGAACAUUCGGAAAUUGACUAUGAUUUCCUUGAAUUUGCCAGCCUCAGAUACAACGAGUAUUUAGAAAAACGAGAUUCAUUUUUAUCGUUAUGAUUUUGUCGCCGACAUUUUAAUUUAUAUAUAUUUACUUUUUAUUAAGAUUGUUUAGUUCAAAUGAAUAAAUCACAGGCUAAGAGCUUAAGUGCCAAAAAAAACUCAACAAAACAUCAGGAGAGGAUCUAUUGUGUGGACGCGAUUUUUUUCGCUGUACAAAUACAUAUAAAUUUAUUCUGAAUAAGCAAUUGGUACCAAUGAUAGUAGUACAUAUUUUUGGUUAAUUUAAUAUAUUAAAUAAAAAAAUGUGUGUUUUUGCCUAUCUGUUGAUAUCCAAAUAAAGUGGAAUAUUGUCGUAUAAAAA
Contarinia nasturtii (swede midge) is the source of this 2776-nucleotide messenger RNA. It is a transcript of the gene eas, whose product is annotated as ethanolamine kinase. Gene Ontology annotation, molecular function: ethanolamine kinase activity. NCBI's taxonomy places the organism in Eukaryota, Metazoa, Arthropoda, Insecta, Diptera, Cecidomyiidae. Gene Ontology annotation, cellular component: cytoplasm. Gene Ontology annotation, biological process: phosphatidylethanolamine biosynthetic process. Bases 1330 to 2472 code for a protein of 380 amino acids. The record is from RefSeq and is a predicted model, not a curated record. The transcript has 7 exons.